Tilletiopsis washingtonensis is the source of this 798-nucleotide messenger RNA. RefSeq lists its product as hypothetical. The record is from RefSeq and is a predicted model, not a curated record. The coding region runs from base 119 to 697 and encodes 192 amino acids. The transcript is spliced from 3 exons. NCBI's taxonomy places the organism in Eukaryota, Fungi, Basidiomycota, Exobasidiomycetes, Entylomatales.
GUCCUCUCCGUUAUUUGCCACCCGUCCCGGCCGCACGGCCGCCUGCGUGGACGAGCGUGAUGAAGUGCUGCCAGCGCGCGGGCGCCAUUGAGCUCUGCCGACAUGCCAGUCUGCCGUGAUGGCAAUCGAUGCGAUGCGCGACCGUGCUGGAGGGGUCCGCGGCAUCCGCGCCGGCAUCGCCGAGACGCGCGACCCGUACGGCGUGGCCUCGCGCGUGCGCAGCUACACGCCGGCGUACGUCUCGCUGCACGCGCAGCCGCUCGCGCGCGUGCCGAGCGCGCUGGCGAGCGAUGCGUACGGGCGCCUCUGGCUCGCCGAGAGCCUCGACGCGGGCGCCGUGCUGGCCGACUGGGCCGCCUGGCUGGCGCACGGCGAGGGCGCGCCGCCGCCGCGCCCGCGCGGGCGCGUGAGCCAGGUGACGCAUGUGCACCGCGUCGCCGGCGCCGUGCUGCACCCGUGGCAGCUGGCGCGCCUCGGCGAGCUGCGCCGCCGCGGCCUGUGGCUGCCCAAGGAGACGUUUGUGCGCCCGGCGUGGGCGGCGGGUGACGAGAGCGCCGACGCGUGGCAGCCCAGCGUCGUCACGGGCGUGGCCGUGGAUGUGCAGCGUGCGCAGGUGGUGCUCGUGAGCGCGUGGGACGAGCGCGGCGUGGCGCUGUGUCCGAUGCCGGCGGGCACCGAGCGGGCGCCCGCGGAGUGAUCGUGCUGGUGCAAUGAUACCCCGACUGUCCAAUGGUAGCGUGUGACGCCGUACGUGUGCUGGGCCUCGAGGACAAGGCGGAUGGAUUCCCAUGCGAGCGC